Necator americanus (New World hookworm) is the source of this 5235-nucleotide messenger RNA. RefSeq lists its product as uncharacterized. Lineage: Eukaryota; Metazoa; Nematoda; Chromadorea; Rhabditida; Ancylostomatidae. Gene Ontology annotation, biological process: retrograde transport, endosome to Golgi; intracellular protein transport. The transcript has 43 exons. Gene Ontology annotation, cellular component: Ric1-Rgp1 guanyl-nucleotide exchange factor complex; Golgi membrane; cytosol. Bases 1 to 5235 code for a protein of 1744 amino acids. Gene Ontology annotation, molecular function: protein binding. The record is from RefSeq and is a predicted model, not a curated record.
AUGUAUAUUCCGGUUGAUCGUGAGACAAAAUUCCGUCUCCCUGUUCCCAAUGAGGACGGUGAUCUACGCGAACAUCGCAUUGUCAAAUGUAUCGCGUCGAACAGGGAGAAAAUCUUCAUGGCUAUUGUCACCUCAGAUUGCGUCUACAUCUGGCUCGCUUACCCUCAUCUUCUCCUAUGUACGUUAAGAAUAUCAGCUGGCGAUGUCAUUGAGAGAGGUACCUUGAAUAAAGCGUACUGGAAUUAUGAUUCAUCUCACAUAGUGAUAACGACUUCACGCAAUAAUCUGUUGAUAUAUAAAGUGAUUGUAUCAAGCGAAAACUGCUACAACCUUAUCGAUCCUCCCGAUGUCCAUUUCCGAAGAAGCUCACAGGAGUUGUUUCUUCGUGGACCACGUCCUUCUCUUUCCUUAUUCCCUUCAAUUGUUGUUAACUUAGCUGCACCGGCUUCAUGUUGUGUCCCUCUCCGAGAAGAGCUGUUUGUUUGUUUGCGGAAUGGAUUCAUUCAUCAUAUUUCUUGGGAUGGCCAGGUUCGCGCCGAAUACUCCUUAAAGCUAUCUGGUGUUCCCUUCGCUCACGAUCAGCUGCAGUCGAAACCUGAUUUUGUCACCGAUCAGACGGUUCACGUUAUUGAUGCAGUUUACGCACCUCUUGUUGGCGGAUACUGCAUUGUACUGUCAGAUGGUCGAGCUGCUCUACUUACUUCUUCUGAUUCACGCUUCCAUCCAAAUAGCGUUCUUGGUGUAUGGGCUCUUAACAUGAAGGACGCCACUUGUACAGAUGUGAAUCAUAAGUUCAGGCUACUUACAUUCGGAUGCGCCAACGGCGAUGUAGCCGCAUAUCAUUUGGAUGAUGCUGAUGGUUCACUAGUUCAAACUUUUCGAGUUGCGCUGAAAGUCCAGAAUGGUCCAGAUGUGGCAAAUCGUGUAGGCAACGUCUCCGGAAUGCAAGUGCUUACCAACGGCGGAGCAUUCGUCGCAGUUUGGUCUUCCAAAGCUCCUGCGAGUAACGGAUGCGCAUCAUCAAACUCACAGCUGCCACCUACUCUUGCUGUGUUCACACCAUUCGGCACACAGACAUGGUGUUCUUUGGAGUCUAUUACUGAUGGCAAUGGGACUUCUGUGUCAUACACAUCAGUUGACUGGGGUCCCGAAGGUUACCAUCUGUGGCUCGGGCGGAGUGAUGGACUGGCAAUUCUCCCAAUGGCUAGAUCCGCUGCACUGUGUAAUCCGGUCAUGGAUCACACGAACCACAUCGUGCUUCUGUGCAGUUCUCGGAUUCUCAUAAGUUCAAAGCGGGAGCGAGAAGGCAAUGCAAGUGCUCCGCACGCCGUUUGGUCUACAUUGAAUCCCCCUCAUGAAUAUAUUGCUUCGAACUGGCCCAUACGCUACGCCGCUGUGGAUCAGGACAGUGCUAAAACCCUGGUCGUAGCCGGACUUCGUGGUCUUGCUCAUUGUACUCUUCCUACCGGUAGAUGGAAAAUAUUUGGGAACGAAAGUCAUGAGGCUUCUCUCAUGGUAACUGGUGGUGUUCUGAUAUGGGGAGGGACUGUUGGUACUGCUUGUUACGAUGUAGACUCAACUCGCGAACAAUUGCGGUUUUAUCCCUUGAACAAAAAACUGGACAAUCGCUACGCUUCGAUACACGAAUUAGAAUGUCGUGUGAUCAUGAUGUCGUUGAGAAGUGAUGCAUUGGUGACAUUCGACAUUGAUGGCCGUAUAAUGAUGUAUCAUCUAGAGAAGAAGGGUGACAGCGCCGACGAACCCAUUAAGGUUUUGGUGGAUCAGAUCGCAGAAAUCCGUGUAGGUGAUUUGGUAACUCAUCCCGCGUGCCUGGUUUCAAUUCACCUGACUCAGCUAAGCUUAGAUUCAUCAGCUUCUUCCUUUUUCACUGGCGUGGACACAGUUCUCAUAAAUGUCUCUGGGCGAUUAUUGACGCUGAAUCCACACAAAUCAACGAAAGACGUGGAAAUGGAUGAACCAUUUCAGUUGAAUCAACCGAUCAUGGUGGCUUCUUUUGUCGAACAGAUUUGGCAUUAUCGUGCGGUCACCGAUGAGGAGCCAAAGGGACUACCUCAUCUUAUCAAUGCGUUGUGGAUCAAUUGUGGAUCUCGUGGCAUGAGGGUUUGGCUGCCGCUAAUAUCAGCACGUCGUGGCAUGACUAGUCAGGAUACAUCUUUCAUUUCCAAGAGAAUAAUGCUUCCAUUUGAAUUAGACAUUUGUCCUUUAGUUAUAUGUUCCAACGACUGUCUCGCAGUUGGUGUCGAAAGCUUACCAACAUCAUUUUACAGUGGUUCUAAGCGUGCAGCUGUACUUUAUAGUCUGCAUAGAAAUAGCGAGGUUUUUGCCCAUCACAUUCUACGACAGCUGUUGAAGCGGAAUCUUGGAGUAUUCGCGUUAGAGGUAGCAGCAGCCUGCCGUGGUUUACCUCAUUUUCCGCAUUCUCUAGAAUUGCUGUUGCAUGGAGUACUUGAAGAGGAAGCUACAAGUAGUGAACCAAUACCUGAUCCGUUGCUACCGAGAUGUGUUGCAUUUAUUCAAGAGUUUCCUGAGUUUCUUCGCACUGUUGCCCACUGUGCGCGGAAAACGGAAUUAGCACUGUGGUCGUCUUUGUUCGCAGUCACAGGAUCACCGAAUGAUUUAUUUGAGGUUUGUCUUCGUGAUAGUCAGCUUCAUACUGCGGCAAGCUACUUGAUAGUAUUACAAAGUAUUGAAAGUACUCAGACCAGCCAAGAGCAAGCACUUCGACUUUUGCGAGAAGCUUUAUCUGCUGGAGAGUGGAGCAUAGCUAAGGACAUGGUGCGUUUCACUCGAGCUAUUGGUUUAGAGGACAUGGACAGCCCUGCAAGAACCCCACCACCCUCGAGAACCUCCUCCCGCCGACACGCUGCUUCAAUCAACAGCGUUGCAGAAGCCGAUGACUUAGUAUUUGCUCGAUUUCAAGCUGCGGGACGAAUCUCAAAAGUUCGUCAUUCUCAUGCUGACUCUCGUGAAACGAAUCGGAAGGAUUCUACAGGGAGUAGUGGAAAGAAAGCAGCGGCCAGGGUUGCAUCUAAUGACAAUGCACCGCCUUCUCCCACUCAAGCUAAUCCAGUUGCCGAGAAGAUGAACGCUAUCCUUGAUGGUCACGCAGCACACCUACUGGAAGAGUAUUGCAUUAGGGAUUUAGGCUUCUUCGUGUCCGCACUCGAUCUCGAUAUAUACCAAGUCUUAUCGCCAGCCGUGCGGAAAUCUGUGCACGAGUUCCCACUCGCUCUCACUCGCGUGCAUUCGCAGUUUUCUUGGCCGUAUCCUGUAGCUAGUAAAAAGAUGGUGGAUCAGCUAGAGAAGAGACUUGGUAGUAUGCGAUGCAGCCGGAGUGCCAUAUCGCUGAACGGCCCUGUCCUGACUGAACUUACGAAAUCAUCUAAAGACAGUGACAUUACCCCUACAGCCACAGUCGGGUCACAAGAGAAAAGUGACUUAAGAGCCGGUAGCAGUUCUCCAUCUGGCGAUUCCACAACAAUAGAAUUUGCACAUCUCCUUCCUGUUCGAGAGAACGGUAAUCACAUUGAAGCGUGUUCCUCUACUCUGGGAUCACCUGGUAGCAGCAUGACGCAAUUUUUUGACACUCCUGAUGGCAGAGGUGCAAAUACAAGUGAUUGGCAAGGAGUGACUCUUCUUGUUGGAGAGCAUUCUAGUGGAGGUUCAGCGGAUAGUCUUGCACAAAUGUCGCAGUUGAUUUCAUGGCUCUCCAACGCUGGCUGCCUGGACUGGGUUUUCAUAUUGUGUGUUGUUUCGCGGGAUAUCGUGCGGUUGCGUGCAGAAAUUAAUGUGGAGUCGGUUAAAAAAGUGGGAACUGAAGCAUUCAAACACAUGAUGUGCGGAUGUGGAGAACUACUGGAGUGGGCCACACAAAACUGUCUUGGUUACGUCUCAAUUCUUCGAGUGUUUGCUGCUCACCUCGAAAUUGUGGCAGAAGCUGUCGGAUUAUCUCGUAAGCACUUUACCAAAAGAACAUCUUCACAGGACGGAGGACUUCAUACUAAUAAUAAAAGCCCUCCUUUCAAAUUGGCCUCACCACCAUCGGAGAAUUCACUUAGAGCAUCUCGCACCAUGGCAGGCGGUCCUAAAUUGAGGGAGACCUUUGGAAUACCUGGUCGAAGAGGUCGAGAACGUACGGUGGGUACGCCUGCUUGCUGUAUCGAAGGAGUUUGCCGGUUGGAUUUCCACUAUUUUAUCAAAUAUUGCAUGGCUGAAACUCCACAGCUGGUGAAAGGAAGGGCCGAUGUGAAACUUAAAAAUGCUACGAUGGUGGGGGUGGAAGUUAAGGAAUCCAAGGUAACCAAUAUACAAGCUUAUUCUCUGUUAAUAGGCCAUUUGUUUGUCGGGGACAUUAUUGUUGCGGUUAAUGGAGUAAAAAUAACUAACACUGAUGAAUUUAUAAAAGCACUCAAUUCUAAACUCCCUGGUGUUGUUGCAAUUGAAUAUCUUCGCGACGAGAUGUGUACAUGCGAUGUGAAACCGCUCCCUGCAAUUAAACCGGGCUGUGAACUAUUUGAAGUCACCAUAACGUGGAGGUCUGGUGGGACUCCAAUUGGUUUGCUUAUCCACAGAAACUUUUCCGGAAGAGUCGUUGUUGCUAUGGUUGAGAGUGGAUGCACUGCAUCGAAAGUCGUUAAACCAGGAGAUGUACUCGUAAAGGUGAACGAUAAGGAGGUGAAUGACAGGGAUGUUGCUAGAAAGCUUAUUAUGGAAAGCAUUAACUCAUCGAAACGAGUUUCACUCACUCUGGAACGCCUCACUUUCUUAACCGCAGGAACACCUCCGCUGCCGUCACCUCGUCAGCAGGGCAGCUCAGUACCUUCUUCCAAAGUUCCGGACGCGAGUGGAUUGAAGUCGCCCAUAAGAAGAGGUUCUCCGAACAAUUUCAAACUAUCAGCACCGCCAAUAAAUACAAAGGUGGAUGUUGCCCUACCUGCUGACGUACUCGCUAUAUUAGAAGCAAAUAAGAAUUUUUUUAUGGUCCAAUGCACUUUACCACCAUGUCUGAAGAAAAGUAAAGGGAGUGUCUCCACAGCUCAUCUCGAAGUUGCGCCGGUACCGCACACCGAAACAAGCAUCCCUUACGAUCCUUCACCGAAACCUUUAAAGGUGACUCCGAAGAGGGAGGGACCCAAAGACGGACGAGCUACUAUGCGAAUCCGUACGCGUUCUUUCCGUCAGCUUGCGGAAGAGGCGGACUCAGCAGCCCAUUAG